CAUUCAAUGCUCCUGGAUAUUAUUGACUGUGGUGGUAAAGUUAUGAAGAAGAGUCACAAUGGACUGAAACGUUAACACUGAUUCUCUCUCCACAGAAGUUGCCGGAUUGUUCCAGUUUCUCCAGCAUUUUCUGUUGUUGUUUCAGAUUGUUCAUGGCGGAGUGUGGGCUGUGAAGCGGAACCCUCGGUUCCUCCCUCAUGGCGGGAGGAGCUGGGGGGGAAGGUGGAUAGCGGGUGCACAACGGAAGGUCCGUCGAGUUUGAGCGCCCCCCCCUCCCACCGGCAUCCGGUUUUUGGUAACCAUGGCGGCGGCCGCAGCCUCAGAGACCCUGAAUUUUAAUGUCGGGGUGCUGGGUCACAUCGACAGCGGGAAGACGUCGCUGGCCCGGGCCCUGAGCACCACGGCCUCCACCGCCGCGUUCGAUAAGAAUCCUCAGAGCCGGGAGAGGGGCAUCACCCUGGAUCUGGGCUUCUCGUCCUUCUGCCUGCCCGUCCCGGAGCACCUCAAGCCGCAUGGAGGCUACACCAGGCUCCAGGUGACACUGGUGGACUGUCCCGGACACGCUUCCCUCAUCAGGACCAUCAUUGGAGGUUCUCAAAUUAUUGACCUGAUGAUGUUGGUAAUUGAUGUGACAAAGGGAAUGCAAACGCAGUCUGCGGAAUGUCUGGUGAUUGGUGAAAUUACAUGUUCCCGGUUGGUGGUCAUCCUGAAUAAAAUUGACCUUCUACCAGAGGCAAAGAAGCAAGCGGCUAUAGACAAAAUGACAAAGAAAAUGCAGAAGACACUGGAAAAUACAAGGUUUAAUGGGUGUCCCAUCAUUCCUGUUGCUGCAAAGCCUGGAGGACCUGAUGCCCCAGAGACAGAAACUGCACAGGGCAUUUCAGAACUUAUCAAGCUCCUGAUAUCACAGACGUACAUGCCAAAACGUGAUCCCUCUGGAUCAUUCCUCAUGGCUGUUGACCACUGUUUCUCAAUCAGGGGUCAGGGCACGGUGAUGACGGGUACCAUCCUCUCUGGAUCUGUCAAUGUCAAUGACAGUGUGGAGAUUCCAUCCCUUAAGGUCAGCCGGAAGGUCAAGUCCAUGCAAAUGUUCCGUCAGCCGGUGAACACUGCCAUCCAAGGUGACCGUGUAGGGAUCUGUGUCACUCAGUUUGACCCCAAACAGCUUGAGCGAGGCCUGGUCUGUGCCCCAGACUCGCUGUGUACCUUGUAUGCUGCCAUAAUGUCUGUGAAGAAAAUACCUUAUUACAAAGGAUCAGUCCACACCAAAGCAAAGUUCCACAUCACUGUUGGCCAUGAAACGGUCAUGGGAAAGGUGACCUUCUUCAGUCCUGCCAUUGAGGAUUUUGACAGUGAGCCUGUGAUGGAUCGUUUUGACUUUGACAGAGAAUACCUCUAUCAGGAAGAAUACUUAUCACAGGCCAAGGACGUUGAUGUUGAUAAAAGCCAAGCAGAUGGAAGCAAGGUUCCCAGGCAGCAGUGGGCCUUAUUGGAGUUUGAGAAACCAGUGACGUGCCCCAGACUAAGCCUGGUUAUUGGCUCCAAGCUCGACACUGAUAUCCAUGCCAAUACCUGUCGGCUUGCUUUUCAUGGAGUCUUGCUGGAAGGUUUUGAGGAAAAAAACUAUGCGGAAGUCUCCCUGCCCAAGCUCAAAGUCUACAAGCUGAAACACAAAGAGGGGCAAGUGGAAAGGGUUUCAGAUGAUUAUAAUGUCAUCGGCCGCUCGCUGUUCAAGAAGGAGACUAACAUGCAGCUGUUUGUUGGGAUGAAGGUGAAAUUGUCCACAGGAGAAGCUGGAGUGAUCGAAGGAGGCUUUGGGCAGAGUGGGAAAUUUAAAGUCAGAAUCCCAGAUGGAUUAAACCCAGAAACCAAGCAACAGCUCACAACAUCCAGCAAGAAGAAAUCGAAAGGAGGGAAGGGCGACUCAACGAAAGCGGAAGAUGGGAAGACUGAAGUACAACCCAUAAUGAUCAUCUUGGCCUUUAAAAGAUACAUAUUUGAUCCUCAAAAGAAAAUGAUGCAGUCCUAAAGUGUUUGUGAAGCAGAGGAGUUCAGGGCUAGGACUGGGUUAAACAAAAUCCUUGCCUUAAAGUCCAUUAUUCUGGGGGCAGGUUUCUGUGAUUUCUGAAGGAAUAAAACCAAAAUGAAUUCUUUUGUUUGCUACAAGAUGUAUUCUGUUUCAAAGUUUUGGAACGGGAGGGCCUAUCUCACCCUUACCCCUAAAGGAGCUAACUGAUGAUAGCACAUCCCAAGGCAGUGCUGCUGUCAGUGAGGACCAUUCAAACUGUUGAGGUGUGAUUGUCGGUCAGCUGAUUGACCACAUGGUGGAGGGGAAAUUUCAUCCUGGCCUCAAACACGUGUCUAGAUGACUUCAUAUCAUCAGGAGUCAGGGGUGGGAUAAAGACCAUGAGUGCUUUAAGUGCAGAGACAGAGAGAGAGAGAGAGAGCAGUCCAAUUUAACAUCUCAGAUCAGUGACCUUCUGCGAAAACUGGAAUUGGCUUGGAGAAUGCAACAGGCUUUUCAGCCCAUCCAGAGGCAGGCUGAGGGAGCUGUAGGUGAAUAAGUUGAAAACUGUACAAUAGGAGAUGAAAUGAUGGAAGAGGAACGAUGCAGGGCUAAAGGAGUUGGUGAGGGAUAAAGCAAAAGGUGGGUGCAGAGAGGGUGGAACGGGGAUUAGCAACAUCUUUGCCAAAAACAACCCAAAGAACUAUGAAUGCUGGAAAUCAGAAACUGCUGAAGAAAUUCAGCAGGUCAGGCAGCAUCAGUGGAGAGAAAGCAGAGUUAACAUCUCUGGUCCAGAGACCUUCAGAACUUCAGCAUAGACACCUGCUCCUGCUGACAAGGCCUGUUUCACUGCACUCGCUUCAGAAUUGGGGUCUGCAGCACCAGGUUCACCCUGCAGCUGUAGUGCUAGUGCAAAGGGUCUUGGGCUCACUGUAAAUGUAACCAGCCCACACCCAGCCCCGUUCUGGAAAUGUAACCAGCCCACACCCAGCCCCGUUCUGGAUCUGAUUCUUAUUUCAAAAACAUCACAACCUUCCUACAGCCGUGACAGCAUUACAGAAACUGCACUGAGCUCUGAUCAGCACUGUGUUCAAAAUGCAGAUUACCACAUCAGCUGAACGAAUGUAAAUCAUUUCUUAGUUUAAUUGUGAAUUGAAUGUACAAAUUGUUCAAUAUUAUCAAUACUUGUUAUGCCCUGAACUGCCCUGACAGCCGUUGGGUGUGACGUAAUGUUAAAUUCUAAACAAGC
Molecule: messenger RNA, 3254 nt
Organism: Chiloscyllium plagiosum (whitespotted bambooshark)
Lineage: Eukaryota; Metazoa; Chordata; Chondrichthyes; Orectolobiformes; Hemiscylliidae
Gene: eefsec
Product: eukaryotic elongation factor, selenocysteine-tRNA-specific
Biological process (GO): selenocysteine incorporation
Molecular function (GO): translation elongation factor activity; GTPase activity; GTP binding
Source: RefSeq, a predicted model, not a curated record